Messenger RNA from Drosophila novamexicana, 1157 nucleotides. RefSeq names its product mitochondrial uncoupling protein 4-like. NCBI's taxonomy places the organism in Eukaryota, Metazoa, Arthropoda, Insecta, Diptera, Drosophilidae. Gene Ontology annotation, biological process: response to cold; mitochondrial transport. The transcript is spliced from 2 exons. Gene Ontology annotation, cellular component: mitochondrial membrane. The record is from RefSeq and is a predicted model, not a curated record. Bases 142 to 1143 code for a protein of 333 amino acids.
AUUACAAAAAAAUAAAUAAAUAUGUUAUUUUUUUUAAUUCUGCAGAGCUUGGAAAUUAUUUCCAAGCUUACCAAAAUUUAGGGUAAACACAUUAUUUAAUGCAUUUUAAUUAUAUGCAUAUAUACAUAUUCAAAAUUUUCAAUGGAUUCGCUCGUUGAGCUCGAGACAACGGAGAAGGAGCUGCUGACAGCGCAGCGUUCCAGAUUGUAUUAUCUGUCCACGAAUAGGAAAACACCCUUUGUGGAACUCUAUGCGAGCUCCGUGCUGUCGGCGUGCUGCGCCGAAAUGUUCUGCUAUCCCUUGGAUGUGCUGAAGACUCGCAUGCAGAUUCAGGGCGAGAUCGCAAGCAAAACCUACUCCAAUAUCAAAUAUAGCGGCAUGUUUGGCACUGCUCGGGCCAUUAUCCGGGAGGAGGGCUUGCAUAAGCUCUAUGGCGGCAUUUCGGCCAUGUUGUUGCGCCACGCGAUCUAUACGGGCCUCAAAAUGUAUUUGUACGAUACGCUGCGCGAGGCUUUGAUCCUUGACCAGGAUGGCAAGCAGAAAUUGACAUUUUUGCGUGGUGCCAUCUGUGGCAUUGUGGCCGGUGCUGGCGCCACUCUUUUAACCUCGCCCACCGAUCUGAUCAAGGUGCAAAUGCAAAUGGAGAGCAAACGACUUUUAAUGGGUGAACCUCCGAGAAUACACAAUGUAUACCAGGCACUCACAUCCAUCUACAAAGCGGGCGGGAUUGUAGCCCUGUGGAAGGGCACGGUGCCAAAUGCUUGGCGUUCCGGCCUCGUCACGUUAGGCGACGUUAGUUUUUAUGAUCUAAGUAAGCGCCAACUGAUGGAUAUUUUGAAUAUGCCCGAUAAUCUAUUGAUACAGUUUCUGGGCGCAAUGAUAGCUGGAUUGGCGGGAGCAGUGCUUAGCACGCCCGCAGAUGUGGUCAAGUCGCGUAUGAUGAACCAGCCAGUGGAUAAGGCGGGCCGUGGCCUGCACUAUAGAGGCACCAUGAACUGUUUCACGAAGCUGGUGCAGCAGGAAGGCUUCUUGGCCAUGUACAAGGGCUUUCUGCCGUAUUGGCUGCGCGUGGGACCCUGGGCGUUAAUAUUUUGGCUAUCCUUUGAGCAGAUCCGUAGUCUUCAUGGCGAUGCGGGUUAUUAAGGCCGAAUCAAGCU